This is a messenger RNA of Apiotrichum porosum, 1869 nucleotides long. Its product is annotated as DNA-directed DNA polymerase eta rad30. Gene Ontology annotation, cellular component: nucleus; site of double-strand break; replication fork. The record is from RefSeq and is a predicted model, not a curated record. The transcript is spliced from 12 exons. Lineage: Eukaryota; Fungi; Basidiomycota; Tremellomycetes; Trichosporonales; Trichosporonaceae. Bases 1 to 1869 code for a protein of 622 amino acids. Gene Ontology annotation, biological process: error-prone translesion synthesis; response to radiation. Gene Ontology annotation, molecular function: DNA-directed DNA polymerase activity; damaged DNA binding.
AUGGCGUCCAUGUUCGCGGGUCCGUCCCGCAGGCAGCAUGGUGAGAAUGUGGUGACAUAUAGGCAUUUGCUGAGUGCCGCGGCGAUGACCGUCUUCAACCCUUUGCGAGUGGUGGGACACUGCGAUAUCGACGCCGCAUUUGCUCAGUUUGAGCAAGUACGGCUAGGCCUCCCCGACGACGUGCCCAUCAUCUGCGCACAGUGGAACUCGAUCAUUGCGGUCAACUAUCCGGCCCGCAAGUUCGGUAUCAAGAGAAUGACUCUUAUCGAGGAUGCCAAGAAACUCUGCCCAGACCUCGUGGUCCAGCACGUCGCUACUUAUCGUGAAGGCGAGAGCGAGGCUGGAUACUGGGACGACGUCGACCGAAGGACGCACAAGGUAGGUUAUCCGCAUGAGCCGCUAGCUAACUUACAGGUCAGCCUUGACCCGUACCGCCGCGAGAGCCUCAAGAUUCUCGCCGUAUUCCGGGAGAUGGCCCCAACGGCCGAGCUGGAGAAGGCGUCCAUUGACGAGGCGUUCUUGGACCUCACCCCCAUGGUCAUUGAACGUAUCCUCUCCUCAUACCCAUACAUUGCCACUGUUCCAGACGAUGCGCCAGACGGUCUCGACAUGCCACUUCCUCCACCACCAGCAAUAGACUGGUCGCGCGCCGGAUCUGUGUUCCCACUCCAGGUCGAUGACGAAACUGAAGUCGACGUCGAGGACGAGGCUGGCACAUGGCAAGAUCUCGCACUGUGUAUCGGCGCCGAGAUCAUGGCGGACGUUCGAGCGGAGGUCAGGAAGCGGCUGCAUUAUACGUGUUCGGCAGGUAUCGCACAUAACAAGACAAUUGCCAAGCUUUGCUCCGCCUGGAAGAAACCGAACGCCCAGACGGUUAUGCGACUUGAAGCGACGCCUGGGUUCCUGAGGGACAUGGACUUCACAGAUAUCCGAUUCCUCGGCGGCAAGCUUGGUAGCGCAAUGGCUGCCGAGUUCAAUGCCAAGACGGUUGGCGACAUGCUUACGGUUCCGUUAGAGGACCUACAGGCCAAGUUUGGCGAAGAGAGCAUAUGGGUGUACAACAUUCUGAGGGGCAUCGACCACACAGAGGUCAAGGAGAAGCUCGCGACCAAGUCCAUGCUCGCAUCCAAGAACACCAUCCCCAACGUCCGUACCGCAGAACAAGGCCACCACUGGCUGUCUGUUCUUGCUGGCGAGCUCAACGUUCGUCUCCGGGAGGCACGAGGCGUGACGCCCGGUCUGUGGCCCAAGACUCUCGUUCUCUCCAUCCGCUCGUCAGGUGCAGGAGCAUCUCAUUCUCGUCAGGCGCCGUUUCCGUUUACUCGCAACCUCAGCACCGAGUAUAUUGUCAAGCAUGCUCGCAAGCUGUGGGACGAAUCGACCCAGCCGCUAGCGAAGGGGACCAUGAAGCUGAGCAAUAUAGGUCUGGCCUUCACCAGCCUCGACAAGCUUGAGGAAGGUCAGCAAGGGAUCGAGGGCUUCUUCAAAACUGGCAAUGUUGAGAAACGACCACGCGAGACGACAGUCCUGUCAAAUGACUCGUCGUCCAAGCGACCUCGGUUGCCUACUCUCCACACCAAGCCGAAGCCAAACGCUCUCGAAUCGUUCCUCGCCCAAGGCAGGGGGACGCCUCCGCCGGUGGUCAAGGACGAGAUCAAGGACAGCAGUCAUCCUACACCCGAUGCACGACCUUCACCGAGCACGCCGCCUGCUGCAGACACUCCGGGGGCCUGGCAGUGUCCGAAGUGCGAUACGACGUUUACGGCUCCACCUGGCGUACCUGCCGAUGAGCAAAAAGCAUGGAUUUCACACGCAAGGCAAGAGCACGACGACUAUCACUUUGCCCUCUUGCUGCCGCCUGCUGGCUGA